GGUUCUGACCACCGGGCCUGGGUUCUGACCUCGGUUCUGACCACUGGGCCCGGGUUCUGACCUCGGUUCUGACCACCGGUCCGGCGCUGAUUUCCAAACCCAAACGCUGACGUAGGGAGAAGAAGAAGUGGUUCUGAUGGAGCCGCCAUGAUCCAUGGUGCUGAGGACUUCUGGUUCUGGUUCUGAGAUAACCUCUGAGGUUCUGUCUGAAGACGGGUCUGGGUCCACAGGUCAGUCGGUCCUGAAGUCCAGAGGGACAUCUGGGGUUCUGGUUUAAAACGGACCGGGCUCUGACCCGAUUGGACCUGCUCAGAUCUUGACUCAGCUUUAUUUCAUCUGAACCAAUCAGUUAAUUGGUUCUGCUACAUGGGUCUUCAUGAGCUGGUUCUGACCCAAAAGAACCUGGCACGUGAGAACGUUCUCUGUCCGUUUAUGGGUCAGAACCGGCUCCGGGCAGCCAGCUCUGAGUCCGGUGGGGGUGGGUGGGGGUGACCUUUGUCCCGGAACUGCUCCAGAAUCGGCUCCGGACUCGGUUCUGGUUGCUCAUCAGAACAGAGAAACGGUGGCAGACCCGGAGCGAUGCAGACCGACCCAGCCUUCCAGGACGCGGCUCAUGGACUCUGCACCAUCCAGAUCAAAGCGGAGCCGGACGACGACGUGGAGAUCCAGCCCUUCCCCCUCCUGAGGAAGCUGUCCGUCACACUGACCGACUGCAGGGCGUGGCUGGAGGGCCGGGACUUCCUGUCUCUGGAUGAUCAUCCUCAGCUCCGCCAGCCGCGGCUGCAGCCCACCACCAACAGCGGCAGGAAGAUGGAGUACUGCCCCGUGUGCCAGAAGGGCUUCUACAAGCAGGCCCACCUGGAGGCCCACCUGUGGAGCCACCGAGGCCAGAAGCCCAACGAGUGCUGGCGGUGCGGGAAGACCUACCCGACCCUGAUGAGCCUGGUCCUGCACCAGCAGGUCCACGGCCGCAGCGAGCCGUACCGCUGCUCCUACUGCGACCGCACCUUCGCCCUGAAGAGGGACUGGAAGACCCACCACCGCACCCACUCGGGGACCAAGCCCUUCAAGUGCUGGUUCUGUGGCGACGGCUUCGGCGGGCAGGACCAGCUGGACCGGCACCUGGAGCUGCACAAGGGGGAGCGCUCCUACCGCUGCAAGGUCUGCGGCAAGAUGUUCGUGUCCUACCAGGGCUUCAACUUCCACCGCAAGUCGCACAAGACCUCCAAGCGCCUGCCGUGCCUCAAGUGCUCCAAGACCUUCAGCAACCCGCAGAGCCUGAAGGUCCACCAAGCCACCCACUCCAGCAGGAAGCCGCACACCUGCCCCACCUGCGGGAAGGGCUUCAAGCUGCACGGAGGCCUGCGCAGCCACCAGCGCAUCCACGAGGACCUGAAGGAGUACCGCUGCUCCGAGUGCAGCAAGUGCUUCUCCAGCCUGCAGGGCCUGAAGCUGCACGACCGCACCCACACGGGCCUCAAGCCCUACCAGUGCUCCGAGUGCGGCAAGAGGUUCACGCAGGCGCCGCACCUCAAGGCCCACGCCGUCACCCACACCGGCGAGCGGCCCUUCCUCUGCACCACCUGCGGCAAGAGGUUCACCCAGUCGUCCCACCUCAAGUCCCACAUCAAGCUCUUCCACCUGGGCGAGAAGCCCUUCAGCUGCGCCGACUGCGGCAAGAGCUUCACCAUCGCCCACUACCUGAAGAUGCACCGCCUGAGCCACACCAAGGAGAAGCACUACCAGUGCUCCUACUGCGACAAGGCCUUCUCCUACCACAACUCCUGGAGGGCCCACGAGAGGAUCCACACCGGCGAGCGGCCCUUCCGCUGCCGGGACUGCGGCCGCGCCUUCAUCACGUCGGGCUCGCUGCUCACCCACCAGAGGGCCGUCCACACCGGCGAGAAGAACCACUACUGCAUCACCUGCGGCGAGUUCUUCUUCACCAGCUCCCUGCUGCGCGUCCACCAGCUGGACCACACCGGCGAGCGCCCGCACGCCUGCAGCUGCGGCAAGACCUUCAAGACCAAAGGCGUCCUGCGCUUCCACCUGAAGAGGUUCACCGAGCACCGGCCGGCCCAGUGAGCCGCCUCCUCCUGAGCGCAGCGGCGGCGGCACCGCCCGGUGGCCCGGCGGCCCGGUUCUGCUGCUUGACGGGUCCCGGUGGAUCUGGGCCGGCUGGUUCUUCAGAAUCGGGCAGCAGCUGCUUUCACUAAAACUGGGCUGAGUAGAUCCCAGCCGAGCUCCUGGAGACCGGAUCCAGGGUCAGAGUGACGCCUCCUCAGCUCGGUGACGCUCUUUGUUCCAGGCCGUGUGGUCGGGUUCUGCAGCUCUUAGAACGGACCUGUGUAGAACUGGCAGCACAUGUUAACUUAUGUACCGUGUUCAGAUGAACUCCCAGUAAUCAGACA
Fundulus heteroclitus (mummichog) is the source of this 2411-nucleotide messenger RNA. RefSeq names its product gastrula zinc finger protein XlCGF52.1-like. Gene Ontology annotation, molecular function: RNA polymerase II transcription regulatory region sequence-specific DNA binding; DNA-binding transcription factor activity, RNA polymerase II-specific. The record is from RefSeq and is a predicted model, not a curated record. The coding region runs from base 580 to 2085 and encodes 501 amino acids. The transcript is spliced from 3 exons. Lineage: Eukaryota; Metazoa; Chordata; Actinopteri; Cyprinodontiformes; Fundulidae. Gene Ontology annotation, biological process: regulation of transcription by RNA polymerase II. Gene Ontology annotation, cellular component: nucleus.